CCUCGGCCGCCUCCCAAACUUUUCAAAGUCGGCCCGCGGCCCGGCAGGCCUGGGCUCCGAGCUCGGCCGGGAGGACCCCGGGGACCAGGAGGAGGACCCGGAGGACCAGAAGGAGGACCCGGAGGAGGAGGGGCCACCGCAUCAAAGACGCCGGCUUCCCGCGGCCCGGGGGCGAGCCAUGCGCGGCGGUCGGUAAUGUCAGCGGAACAGGACAAGGAGCCCAUCGCGCUGAAGAGAGUUCGAGGUGGUGAUAGCGGACUGGAUGGGUUAGGAGGACCAAAUAUACAACUAGGAAGCCCAGAUAAGAAGAAACGCAAGGCCAGCACACAGGGACCUUCCUUUCCUCCGUUGUCUGAGUAUGCACCACCACCAAAUCCAAACUCCGACCAUCUAGUGGCUGCCAAUCCCUUCGAUGACAAUUACAACACUCUUUCCUACAAACCUCUGCCUUCGUCCAAUCCCUAUCUCAGCCCUGGUUAUCCUGGCUUUGGAGGCUACAGCACGUUCAGAAUGCCACCCCACGUCCCCCCAAGAAUGUCUUCCCCGUACUGUGGUCCUUACUCACUCAGGAAUCAACCCCAUCCAUUUCCUCAGCAUCCCUUGGGCAUGGGCUUUAAUCGGCCGCAUGCUUUUAACUUUGGGCCGCACGAGAAUCCGAGUUUUGGAAACCCACCGUACAAUAACGUGCUGACGCAGGACAUUAACAUGCCCGGUCAGCCUUUCAGACAAAGUUCUGCUGAGAACUUCAGUCCGAUUCCCCCGCAGAACGCUGGCCAGGUACCUAACCCUGACCUGCCACCUAAUUUUGUCCCUGGAAACAAUUCGAAUUUUACCUCACCGUUAGAAUCUAAUCAUUCUUUUAUUCCGCCCCCAAACGCGUUUGGUCCAGCAAAAGCGCCACCUCCCAAACAAGACUUUCCUCAAGGGACAACCAAAAACACGAAUCAGAAUUCCUCUGCCCACCCCCCUCACUUAAACAUGGAGGACACGGUCAACCCGAGUAACGUGGAAUUGAAAAAUGUCAACAGAAACAAUGCCGUGCAAGAGAACAGCCGUUCGGGCAGUGCAGAGGCCGCCAACAGCCAUGCCAACGGGACCCAGAACAAGCCGCGGCAGCCCCGGGGGGGCGCAGCCGAGCUGUGCACGCCCGACAAAAGCCGCAAGUUCGCCCUGCACCCCGGCCGCCACGGCCACUCGUCCUCUGACCCCGUGUACCCAUGCGGGAUCUGUACCAACGAAGUGAAUGACGAUCAGGACGCCAUCCUGUGUGAGGCCUCCUGCCAGAAGUGGUUUCAUCGCAUCUGCACCGGCAUGACGGAGACGGCCUACGGGCUCCUGACGGCCGAGGCCUCUGCGGUGUGGGGCUGUGACUCGUGCAUGGCCGACAAGGAUGUCCAGCUGAUGCGCACCCGAGAGGCCUUUGGUCCGCCCGCCGUGGCCGGUGAUGCCUAACCACGGCCGUCACCCAACCUGGCUUCCUUUCCUCCUCCGUGCAGAACAGAGAUUUGGUGACAUAGGAGUUUCAUGUUUGACAUUUUUUUUUUGGAAAUGGCACAUACAAAAAUUUUACAUUUUAGUUCUUACUAACAUG
Molecule: messenger RNA, 1591 nt
Organism: Peromyscus maniculatus bairdii (prairie deer mouse)
Lineage: Eukaryota; Metazoa; Chordata; Mammalia; Rodentia; Cricetidae
Gene: Pygo1
Product: pygopus family PHD finger 1
Biological process (GO): kidney development; spermatid nucleus differentiation
Source: RefSeq, a predicted model, not a curated record